CCAAUAUCAAAGAUGCUUGCCGUGAUCAGGAGCUCCAGCACGUCGUCUACAUCGACGUUAGACGGGGACCCCCGUGGAACUAUGCCCUCGAGCAGCAACUCGUCCGUUGGGUCUGAUGAUGGAUACCCAGCACAAUCAUUCCCCGACUAUGCAGAGAAGCCGCUUGAAGACCAGUUGGAACCAAUCGCUGUUGUUGGCAUGGGUUGCCGCCUGCCUGGCGACGUUAAAUCCGUCUCUGACUUUUGGGAUCUCAUGAUGAAGAAAGGGACCGGCAGCACACCCAAAGUGCCUGCCUCGCGAUUCAACAUCGAUGCCCAUAUUCACCAAAACAAUGACCGUCCCGGGAGCUUUGGCGUCCUGGGCGGGUAUUUCCUGAAAGAUGACCUAGCAGAUUUCGAUCCUGGCCUGUUCGGCAUCACCCCUGUGGAAGCCAUGUGGAUGGACCCGCAACAACGGAAACUGCUUGAGGUCGUCUACGAGGCCCUAGAGUCUGGGGGCAUUUCACUCGAGAAGAUCUCCGGCACCCGCACGGCCGUGUUUGCCGCCAGCUUCACAGCUGAUUGGCAGCAGAUGGCCUUCAAGGAGCACUCCUUCCGACACAGUCUGGCCGCAACUGGCGUGGAUCCAGGGAUCAUCAGCAACCGGAUCAGCCACGUCUUCAAUCUGAACGGGCCCAGCAUUUUAUGCAAUACGGCGUGCUCUUCAUCGGUGUAUGCGUUGCACAAUGCCUGCAACGCCCUGCGCAAUGGCGAAGCCGAGGGUGCUAUCGUCGGCGGUGUCAACCUGAUCAUCACCGUUGACCAGCACAUGAACACGGCCAAGCUCGGUGUUUUGUCGCCCACGUCGGUCUGCCACACCUUUGAUGAAAGUGCAGAUGGGUAUGGCCGUGCCGAUGCGGUGGGUGCCGUAUACUUGAAACGUCUGUCCGACGCCAUUCGCGAUGGCGAUCCCAUCCGUGGCGUGAUCCGAUCUAGCGCCACCAACUCCAAUGGCAAAGUCGCUGGCGCUGGCAUCACCCAUCCCAACCGCGAAGGCCAGGCCCAGGUAAUUGCAGCGGCUUACGAACGUGGCGGAGACCUUGACCCCCGGCUCACAGGGUACUUUGAGUGCCACGGAACCGGUACUGCGGUGGGGGAUCCGCUGGAGGUGCACGCCGUGUCUAUGGCGAUGAACAAGAAGCGGCGUCGAGAUGUCGACCAUCCCCUCUGGAUCGGUGCCGUCAAGACCAACAUCGGACACUCUGAGGCGGCCAGCGGCAUCUCCGCCCUAAUAAAAGCCAUCCUGAUCACCGAGCGGGGCAUGAUCCCCGCCACCCGUGGGGUGGUGAACCCUAGCAAGGCUAUCAAGUGGGAUGAGUGGCAGGUGCAGGUCCCGACGGAGGCGGUUCCUUUCCCCCGCGAGCUCCCUGGCACGGAGUCCUUUGCGCGCAAUGGCACAGCUGCCUACACUUAUGACGAUCCCUGGACACAAAAGCCCAGGGUGCGAUUUCCCGGCUCCAGACGAGCGUGGGAACGCAAUCGAGCUUACUUGCUCCCCUUUUCAGCCCACGAUAAAAUCACAUUGCGUCGCAAUAUUGAGGCCCAUGGAAAGGUCGCAGCUAACUAUAGUCUGCUCGAUCUGUCGUACACGCUAGCAACCCGACGCAGUGUGCUCGCGAGUAAGGCAUUUGCAGUUGCCAGCUACGGGACCCUGAGCACGGUAUUCGAUGCAGUCGGGGAGCACUUUGCCUUUGCAGAUAAGAAAAGCAUCCGUUCCGUCGCCUUUGUCUUCACGGGACAGGGAGCGCAGUGGGCCCGGAUGGGUGUAGAGCUUAUGCACUAUUGCCCGGCAUUCCUGCAGUCCAUCCGGGCGCUGGAUCAAGUGCUCGGCGAGCUGCAGGAUGGCCCUGAGUGGUCGAUUGAAGACGUUCUGCUUGUGCAUGCGGACGCCUCUCCCGUCAACGACGCCGAGUUUUCGCAGCCCUUGUGCACCGCUGUCCAGAUCGCCAUCGUGCAGCUGCUGCAAUCCUGGAAUGUCCGACCGGUCGCAACUGUUGGUCAUUCAUCGGGGGAGAUGGCGGCCGCAUACGCGGCAGGCCUGAUCUCGGCACAGGAUGCAAUUGUGGCGGCUUACUACCGUGGAAGAGUAGCUAAGGAUGUCGACACCAACGGUGCGAUGCUAGCGGUGGGUUUGUCCGCUGAGAUGGUCAGGCCGUAUCUCGCCGGCCUGGAGGACCGGAUCGUUGUCGCCUGUGACAAUUCCCCGUCACUGGUCACGCUGUCCGGCGACAAAGACGCGCUAGAAACUCUUCAAUCCCCACUCAAUGCGGCCGGAGUCUUCAACCGCGCGUUGAAGACAAACGGCAAGGCAUACCAUUCACACCACAUGUCGCCGGCGGCGGAGAAAUACCGGGCCCUCAUGCAUGAGGCCAAGCAACAUCGCAGGAGACGCGUCGUUCCGCUGGCCACGUCUGCUCGGAUGGUUUCCUCGGUGACCAACACCGUUCUGCCUGAGGGGACUCUCCUUGAUGCGGACUACUGGAGCCGGAAUCUGCGCAGUCCCGUGCUAUUCAAUCAAGCUGUGCAGACAGUUCUCACUGACGAGACUUUUUCAGAGGUCGACCUUCUCAUUGAAAUCGGCCCACACUCGGCCCUGGCCGGUCCCGUCAAACAAAUCCGAGAGUCACUGAAGAGCCAGGCAGACAAGAUCGAAUACAUCCCCACGCUAGUCCGGGGCGAAGAUUGUUCAGUUCGCCUGUUGAAGGUGGCAGGGGAGCUAUUUCUGCGGAGCUACAAGGCGUUGGACAUGGAGAAGGUCACUAGUGCCUACAUUGAUAGCACAGGAAGACCCAGCCGGACCAAGGGUUCGACCAUCGUGGAUCUUCCCCCCUACCAGUGGAACUACACACGUCCCUUGUGGGCGGAGAGCCGCAGUAGUCGCGAACAGCGCCAGCCCCGAUUCCCGCGGCACGACGUGCUGGGCCAGCGAGUCCUCGGCGCCUCCCCGGCGGAGCCCACCUGGCGCAAUGUCCUGCGGGCCCGUGACCUGCCCUGGCUGAAAGAUCACCAUUUGGGCGGCGAGUCCGUCUUCCCCGCUGCGGGAUAUUUUGCCAUGGCUAUUGAGGCGAUCUGGCAGAUCAACGAGCUCAGCGAUGACCCUGUUGAAAUCGAGAGUUAUGUGCUGCGCGAUGUGUCCAUCAAGACAGCGCUGGUGACACCAGACGAUGACGACGGGAUCGAGGUUCUCUUCAACAUGCGUCCGUCCGUGUACGGGGGCAAGCAGUGGGACUGGCGGGUCUCGUCGGUGGAUAGCACUGGCAUCAAUAAAAACCACAUGCAGGGCACCAUCGGCAUCAACACCCGCCCCCGGGGAAAGAAACCGCGCUCCGUGCCACGGUUUCCACAGAGAGCAAGCGGCAAGGCGUGGAAUCAGGCCCUACGCGAAGUUGGUUUCGAUUACGGCCCUACCUUUCAGGACAUGGACAUUGUGCGCUUCGACGGAAAACAGUAUCAUGCGUCCUGCACAACCAACAUCAAGCAGGUUGUCGACCAGAACCUAGGCGAGUCGCGCUACGUGCUGCACCCGGCGUCGAUUGACUCGACUCUGCAGCUUUGCAUAGCUGCAAUUUACGCUGGUCGAACCGAAGCUAUGGCCUGCGGUGUAGUGCCCGUGCAGGUCGACGAAAUCGCCAUCUGGCCCCCUACAGCUGAACAACUCGCGGAGAGCAAGGCAAUUGCGUACGCCAACGUGCACCGCCGUGGACUUCGUACAUCGGAGAGUACAGUCCAACUGACCUCUGCGCAGAACGGCGAGAUGUUGAUGGAGAUCGUGAACAUGCGCGCAACAUCCUAUGAGGCGGCGGUUCCCCAGCGGCUGGAGAGCGCGCUGCACGAGGCGCCGUACGGUCAGAUGGCGUGGGAGUUGGACAUCGAUGAGCCCAAGAACAGAGAGGGACUCACGACGUCGGAGCUGACCAAUUUGGCUCUGUUCAAGUAUCCUGCCUAUAGGGUGGCCGAGCUGGGUAUGGCCUAUACGGCAGAGAUCCUCGGAGCAAACCCGGAGGCGCUCUACACAGUCAUCGUGACCUCCGAGGAAGAGCUGGAGGCGGCUACGCACGUUGUUGCCCGAUACCGCAAUGCUAAGGCUAUCCACGUCGACCUCGCGCAGGAACUCGAGGCCCAGGGCCUGAAGAAGGAAUCAUUCGAUAUUGUUAUUGCAGAAACCCAGGGCCAGAGUCUCCUGAGCGACAUAAUCACACCAGGUGCAUCGGUAAUGAGAUCCGACUUGACUGUUGCUGGCAAAACUCCAGAGACAAAAUCGCUACCUACCGCUCCGGUUCAGCUAGUCUACCGUGACUAUCCGACUAGCAUCGUCGCCGCGGUCACGGCUGCACUGGAGGCCGUGGGAUGGGACGUGAGGGUUACCCGCCUCUUGGCUUCUACCUCCAACGUAGAAGGACACAUCAUCAUGCUAGCCGAUUUCGAGGGUCCGCUGCUUUUCACUCUCCAGGAAGACGAGUUUGGCGCUAUCCAGAACAUCGUGGCUCGCACCUCGUCCUUACUCUGGGUCGCGCCCGGUGGCUUUCUACAAGGCAAGCAGCCGGAGUACGCCAUGGUCUCUGGUCUUGCCCGCGCCAUCACGGCGGAACAGGCGUCGCUGGACUUCCGCGUUCUGGACGUCGAUCCCGCCAGUUUUGAUGCCGAGUCCGCCGCUCAAUCCGUCCUGAGAGUUUUGCAAAUGCAGACCCAGACCGCGGAGUCGCCUGAGCGCGAGGUCUGUGUUUCUGUCGACAAGACGUACAUCAGUCGACUGGUACGGAAUACCAACCUCAACGAGCUAUACACGGCGCAGGAUAAGCCUAACCCAAUGAGUUUCACGUCUGGAGAGCGAGUGUCUGGUUUGGUUUCCAAGGCUAAAGUUGUAUUCCAGCAACAGCAGCAGGAGGAAGAAUCUGAUGUUGAGCCUGGUCACGUCGAAGUGCAGGUGCAAAGCAGUGGUCUCACCAAAGAAGGCGUACUGGUCAUCACCGGGGCUGACUACGCCACCACCUUCAGCCAGGAAAUCGGUGGUGUUGUGACGCGAGUUGGCCCUGGGGUGUCUGGCUUCGCACUUGGCGACAGAGUGGUCGGAUUCCAAGCGGCCCAUUUCGACAGCUACCAGCAGGUCCCGGCCAUGAUGCUGCACCGACUCAAGGCGGAGGAGGACAUGACAAGCACGGUCAGCGGCCUGUCAGCUUAUGCUGCUGCUCUCUAUGGGCUGCAGACUCUGGCCGGCGUGAGAAACGGAGAGAAUGUGCUGGUUUUGAACAAGACAGGGUCCGCGGGCGUUGCCGCAAUCAAACUCGCACAGCGCCAAGGGGCGAAUGUUUAUGUUAUCGCAGACAGUGACGAGGAAGUUGCUUUUCUGCAGGCCCAUCUGGGCCUAGACACUCGUCAUAUCAUCCGGUCUUCAGACGGGCCAGUUUCCGAGCGCCUGGAGGAGCUCACAGGCGGCCACGGAGCUGACGUGGUGUUCAGCGAUGCCUCAAGCGUUGAUUCAACGGCGGCGCAUGAGGCAUGGCGCUGCAUCGCGCCCUUUGGCCGUUUUCUCGACAGCGGCCGCAAGGGCACUUCCGGCGCCAAAGCUCUGAAUUCCCUGCCUGUCCAUCGCAGUGCCAGCUACAUCCCCUUCGACGUCCUGGACCUCUACCUGUCCCGGCCAGGAGUUGUGUCUGAGCUGCUGCCGGCCAUUGUCUGCGAGGUCAACAGUACCGACCCUAGCUUACUUCCAAUCAAGGCCAUCCAUCUGGGCGAGAUUGACCGGGCAGUGACAGAAUUCUCAGACGCGUUCGGGGCCGCUAAACCUGUGGUUCAGUACCAGACAUCGGACAGUCCGAUCCAGGUCCUUCCCACUCGAGAUGGCAAGCUUCGAUUGCGUCCAGAUGUCACGUACCUUCUGGUCGGCUGCCUGGGCGGUCUUGGACGGAGCUUGACAUCAUGGAUGAUGGAGUGUGGUGCCCGUCGUUUCACUUUUCUCUCCCGCUCAGGAGCAGACGCAGAAUCAGCUGCAGAGCUGGUUCGACAGCUCGAGGGCGCUGGUGCAGUUGUUCAAGUUGUGCGCGGCGAUGCGACAUCAAGAGAAGAUGUCUCUCGCGCGGUCAGUGGUGUGCCGUUGGAGCACCCGAUUCGGGGUGUUAUCCACGCGGCAAUGGUGCUGAGGGACGGACUCUUUCACUCCAUGACCUACAAGGAUUGGAAACAGUCCACCCAGCCCAAGGUGCUUGGAGCGCAGAACCUGCAUGCUGCCCUGGCCGAUGAGCCUCUAGACUUCUUCCUUAUGACCAGCUCCGUCUCGGGAAUUCUGGGCACCCCGGGUCAGAGCAACUACGCGGCGGCCAACACCUACCUGGACUCACUCGCCCGUCAUAGACGGGUCAGUAAUCAGGCUGCCACCUCCGUUGUCCUGCCGAUGGUGCUGGGUGUUGGCGUCGUGGCAGAGAACGACACCCUCGAGGACGCUCUGAAGCGCAAGGGAAUGUACGGUAUUGACGAGAAGCAUCUGCUACAGUCCUUUGAAGCAGCUAUUACCUCCAACACUUACCUUGAACCCGCUCCAGACCAUGUGGUGGUCGGGCUGGAUCCUGCCAAGCUGCAAAAGGCUGUUAAUGACAGCGCCAGCACCGACAGCUUCUGGCUUGAUGACGCGCGCUUCAGCCACGCCGUGCACUCCAUCAACAUCUCAUCCGAUGAAGCCAGAGCGGGUGCACAUCUGAGCAUCCUGCCCAGCAUCCGGGCAGCAGAGUCAUCGGCUGAGGCGGUCGCACUCAUCUGUCAGCAUUUCAUCGACAAGCUCUCGCGCAUGCUGAUGCUGGACCCUGCAGAUGUGGAUGCUGAGGUUGGCUCAGUCGCUUCCUAUGGAAUUGAUUCCAUGGUUGGCGCCGAGUUACGCAAUUGGAUCUUUAAGGAAUUUGCUAUGGACAUGCCCUUCCAGCAGUUGCUGGCGCCGAGCCUAACCAUCUCCAAGUUUGCGACUCAAGUAUGCGAGGUGCAAAAUAUCGUUGAGUCAUAGACGGCAUUGCUGUUUGCAGCUCUCCUUUUGACAUGCAGGUCUUGUUUGGUCUGAUGUCUUUGUCUCGUUUCUAUGCAUAUUACAGCUUGCAUAGAUGGGUAUAAUGCUAUGCGGUUCCAUGACUUUCUAUUCUAACGUAAUUCAGCUAGUCAGCAAUCACACUGAUCCUCCAUCUGAAACAGUGAUCAAGUCAUACUGAUGCGAU
Messenger RNA from Aspergillus vadensis CBS 113365, 7231 nucleotides. RefSeq names its product type I polyketide synthase. The record is from RefSeq and is a predicted model, not a curated record. Bases 13 to 7026 code for a protein of 2337 amino acids. Lineage: Eukaryota; Fungi; Ascomycota; Eurotiomycetes; Eurotiales; Aspergillaceae. The transcript has 5 exons. Gene Ontology annotation, biological process: fatty acid biosynthetic process; secondary metabolite biosynthetic process. Gene Ontology annotation, molecular function: oxidoreductase activity; fatty acid synthase activity.